Messenger RNA from Bursaphelenchus xylophilus (pine wood nematode), 2490 nucleotides. The record is from the annotation of a GenBank genome assembly. NCBI's taxonomy places the organism in Eukaryota, Metazoa, Nematoda, Chromadorea, Rhabditida, Aphelenchoididae.
AUGGAUAACAACAAGGCUUUCUGGAGGAUGUAAGCAGGUAUUUCUUUUUGAAUUUGCACUUAAAAUUUUCUUACAAUCGAUUACUUGGAGAUCCCUUGCGCAUGUGACAGCUGACGAUAAAUUAUGUCCGGAGGUUUCGAAACAAAAAAGUUCCCAACUCUCUUUUCCUCUAAAACUGUAGUACUCUUGCUUUUUUGUUUCCCUUGACUCCUCUCUGCUUUAGGCCGCUACAUCAUUAUAUUAUUCAUGACGUAGGCGUUGAUCCUGCUUUCCCUGUAAUUAAACUCUUGCAAAUUUCCGAUUCCUCUUUUCUCUAUGGAGUCGGGAUUGCGCAGACGGAACAGAUGCGAUGGCGGCAAUUAGUGCGGGGCAUGAGUUUCUGGAUUUUUGAAUAAUUUUUAUUUUUAUGCACUUAUUCCUGGUGCUUUAUGUUUUGUUUCAAAAAUGACCUUUCAAGUUCUAUUUUUGUUUUGAUUGACCACUACGAGUUUUGUUUCUCCUCUUUAUUGUACUUUUUUGUACUGAGAGAUCUUUCAUUUUAAUGUGGCUUUCUCUUUUUAUGAUGAAUUAUAUUCUCUUAUCAGUUUCCGGCGGCUAAUGGGAGUUAAACUGUUUUGUUAGCAAAAAACGAUAGCCCGAGUUCAGGAUAGUUUUUACUCUCUUUAGUUAUCAAAAUUAUACAUUUUAUAUCUAAAUUUUUUACUCAUGUAUAAUAUCCAGCUCCCAUUGUUACAAUGAAAUCGAAAUUUAGCGGAUAUACGGAUCCCAGCUGUUGGAUAAAAUUUCAUGAUCAAUUUGUUUCGCUUUUAUGAUGAUCUCUUUGACUUUUCCGUCCAUUUCGUCUUGUGUUUUGAAUUAAAACAAUGGGAAAUUAUGCAAAUCCCCCUUUCUCGCGAGUAUUUUUGUUCCAAAAGGCGUCAAAAUGAAGAAGUCUUCGCGAAUAUCCGCGAUACGACAUGCCAUUUACUUUGCUCCACUUUACUAUUUCCUCUUUCUUUUUAAAACUGUCAGAUUCCAUUUUUCCGACCAUAUUUUAUACAUGACCUUUAUACAAAUCCUGAGUUUGAAGGAUCUUUUAUGCCGCCUUGAAUAUAAUAGUAUAUCCUCAAGUCGUAUUUGAUAUCCCCAGUCGAAGAUGAUCUCCUUUUUCUUCAGAUUCAAGCGUCGGUAUAUGGCCAUGGAUCGGCCGGCCACGGGGUUCUUGGACUUUCUGCAUUUGCAUAAGGAAAAGGUGGGCUUGGCAUAACGAAAGGUUGUAUCCAUUUCGGGAAGAUUUGGUUUUGGGAAACGUCUGUUUUGGGCUAAUCGAAUUUAUUGAGUGUAAUUAAUUUAUUCAAUGGCCCAAAUCGCUAGCCAAAGAGUUGGAAUAACCCAAAGAUCUCAUAAAUGUCCAACAAAAGGUUUUGUUUGAUAGCCAAAUCAACCAAUUGGCUAGGUGUUUGUGGGAUCUUUGGGUUAUUCCAACUUUUUUGGCUAGCGAUUUGGGUUAUUGAAUAAAUUAAUUACACUCAGUAAAUUCGACCUACCUGUAGGGCGAAAUACUACCUGAAAUAAGGUCGUAAUUUGUUAUGUGUAUUUUUUACAGACAUUCCGACCAAAGAAACGCUUUCCCAUCGGAACAUUGAGGUAUAAUCUUCAUAAACAUGCCCAGGCCACAUUAAGUUCGGGUUUAGAUCUUCGACAAGCGGUCAGACUACCGCCGGAAGAGACUUUCGAAGAUUGGCUGGCUGUUCACAGUAAGCUUGACUUGGAUUUCAUAUUUUAUUUGGUAAAAACACAUAAAUUAUACUCAUUCUUUAGCCGUCGACUUUUUCAAUCGAAUAAAUCUCUUGUACGGAACAAUAAGUGAUGUUUGUACGCGGGAAUCAUGCCCGACCAUGUCCGGAGGCGCAAAAUACGAGUACUUGUGGCAGGAUGGACAACAAUACAAGAAGCCCACACGACUCCCAGCUCCACAAUACAUGUCGCUUUUGAUGGAUUGGAUUGAAGCCAGGAUAAAUAACGAGGAAAUAUUCCCUUCGAAUCCGAGUAAGUGACUGUAGAUACGGUACUGAUUUGAUAGGUAUUCCUUAAAUAGCUUUUUUGACACAUAAUAGGUCUAAAAUUUGUGAAUGAAGAUUGAUAUCAAGUACAAUAUAAUUGAUUGCCAUGUUUAAUAUCCAUUUGAUCUUCAGCGAUCCCUUUCCCCUCGGACUUUCGAUCAAUAUGCUCCAAGAUACUUUCACGUCUUUUCCGGGUCUUUGUUCACAUUUAUAUUCAUCAUUUCGAUCGGUUAUGUCAGAUCGGCGCCGAACCUCAUGCCAACACUUUGUACAAACACUUUUAUUAUUUUGUCACGGAACACAAUAUGAUCUCAAGAAAGGAGCUAAAUGCUUUGGUAAGUACUUUUUGACCUGUCUUUAUUAACGAUUGUUUGUUUGAAAAUAAUUUUUGGUACUUUUUUAGAAAGAUCUGACAGAAAGAUUGACUGGAGAGACGGUUAAAAAGUGA